This is a messenger RNA of Chondrus crispus (carragheen), 1288 nucleotides long. RefSeq lists its product as hypothetical. The coding region runs from base 1 to 1158 and encodes 385 amino acids. The transcript is spliced from 2 exons. Lineage: Eukaryota; Rhodophyta; Florideophyceae; Gigartinales; Gigartinaceae. The record is from RefSeq and is a predicted model, not a curated record.
AUGAUACGAAACUAUAUCUUUCUCGCAAGUUUGUUUAUUCUCACGGCCUUCGUGGAAGGUCACAGCCACCUGGGUCAGCCUCUACCCACUCGUCGUUUGGACUGCAGAGCCGGAAAUGGCCGCCCUCGUGACUGCUAUGGUCCUUGCCCAGCUCUAGACACCUACGGUGACCCAACCGGUAUCAGCCCAAGCCGCCCAGCCGCAACCUGGAGACGGGGGGAACAAAAAACUGUUUCGUGGCAUCGAAACAACCAUGGAAAGGGAGAGUCCGGUUUCGUCAGACUCACUCUCGUUCCGGUGGACAAAAUGAUGGACUCGAGGGCUCACAAGAAGUUUACGUUUCAGAUUUCUUGCUGGAGUUCUGGGCUUCACAAAUGUAAAUCAAGAAACAAACAUGUCUGCGGAAAUGACAAAGAGGGUAUGGCCUAUAGGGCUCCUAUUACGGUUCCGACUGCUUAUCCCGAUGGUAUUUACGUACUGGGAUGGGCAUGGUACGGUGGGGGUGACUUUAAGCAUGACAGCUUUUUCGGUGAUUACUACAGCUGCUCGUUUGUGAGGAUCGAGGGCGGUGCUCGUCUAUCAUCUUCUUCGAAACCCGUCUUCGCCCCGGGCCUUAACACCAAACACAGAGAUGGAUGCCUAUCUUCUACCGACAGAGUCGGGGUUUGCAAAAGGGAACCAUGUCGCGGACAUAAAGUGCAAAAGAGGCGCCCGCGAGAUCUUCCCCCUUUCAUCUCCAGCGGAGAUCUCAAGUCUUCAGGGAGCUCUCCAGCAAGACCAAGCCCUAGCAGGGGCGCUCGUGGAGGCAGGGGCGCUCGAGGAGGCAGAGGUGCGUUUAAGGUCGGAGGGCUCGUCGUUUAUAACGUGAAGACUAGAAGCGGCCAAGACACAGGGGACCGAAGCAUCAGAGUCAGGGCUAGACGGUACAGUAGGGGCUUCACUCUCGGUCUGAAUGUGUCAGGUCCAGUUGAAAAAGUUGUGUUCAAGGGGAGUGGGCUCACUCACACAGAACACAAGGCUCCCUUUAUAGUCAACGGAAGCUCGAAUGGAAGACUUUCUGCACUGAGGUGCAGGAGGAAUCAAGAACUUCGCUUGACUGCUACAGUCUACGGUUCCGAUCGAGAGGAAACAUACAAACUUUCCGUGAAAUGUGUCUAGUAGCUCGAUAUCGAAACUAGAACUUGAUAAAUAGCUUCGGUCCUGAGAAGCCAAUUGCAUAGUCCGAAAAAGUUAUCUUCUCGAUGAGGCUUAAUUAAACGUAUGAAUAGCGUCGCUUUCCUCUUCUUAA